CUCCCAGGGCAGGAUGCAGCGGCUGCCGCCCGCGGCCGGCACCGGCUGCGCUGACAGAGGCGGCGGAUGAGGCAGCUCCCCACGCCCCCCACCGGCAGGUGCAGGAUGGAACAUGAGGCUACUCAGCUGGAAAAUCAGCAUGUACAUAGUGUGUAUGAAAGCACAGCCUCCUAUUUUAAUGACCUGCAGAGCAAAGCAUGGCCUCGUGUUCGUCAGUUUCUGUUGGAGCAAAAGCCUGGCAGUCUCAUUGCUGAUAUAGGAUGUGGGACUGGAAAGUAUCUCAAUAUCAACAGUCAGGUGUUUAAUCUGGGCUGUGAUUACUGCGAACCUUUGAUAAAUAUUGCAAGGAAGAAAGGCUGUGAAGUCUCAGUAUGUGACAACCUUAAUCUUCCCCUUAGGGAUCAGUGCUUCAAUGCAAUCAUCUCCAUCGGAGUGAUUCACCAUUUCUCAACUAAACAAAGAAGAAUCAAAGCAAUAAAAGAAAUGGCAAGGGUGUUGAUACCUGGAGGUCAGAUCAUGAUUUAUGUUUGGGCUAUGGAACAAAAAAAUCGUCGCUUUGAAAAACAAGACGUAUUUGUUCCAUGGAAUAGGGACUUAUGCUCCCGGCUUCUUUCAGAAUCAAAUCAGUUUGGACAUAAGAGUGAUCUUGAACAUACUGUAAAAAAACACCCACAGCAACUAGUAGGCUCUGAAUGCAGCUACCCAAUUAAUCUUAAACAGGAACUUGAUACAAAAACUUCCCACAGUACAGACCAUUGCUUAGCCAAAACCUGCUGCAUGAAAAUGUCUGAAGAAGAAGAAAAUCGAUUCUAUAGUGCUCUAGGGAAAUCUUUUCGUUCAUGGUUUUUCUCCAGAUCCCUUGAUGAUUCAACCUUAAGAAAGAAAACUGAGAAGGUGAAAUCUCUGAAGAAUGUAGGAGGAUGGGCAAACAGUACCAUAUCCAUUCAACCGUCAAGACACUGCAGUUUAGACUUAGGUCACUGUGGGCCAUUGUUAAAAGAGCAAAGUUUAGAUGAUGAUGAAGUGUUUAUGGAAAAUGCAUCUGUCAAAAAACCACAAUGGAUGACAGCCUCAGGUGUAAUAAGGGAUUUAAAUGAAGAACACCAUGGAGUAGUUCAGAGCAAGAAUGAAGAAACAUCUUUUCUGAGUGGUCCUGUGGAAGACGGGGACAACAACUGUACUUAUAGUAGAGAUGAAGAUGAUUAGAUUUUGAAAUAAACAAAGGUCCCUGGAAAGUUCAUUUCAAUAUAUACUUUAAUUCAACCAACCUAGUAGUAGAACAUAUCUUUCCAGUCAUCCUGGCCCCAGGCCUUACACAGAGCUGUUACCACAAGUGCCAAUUCAGUGCUACAGGAGUAACAGAAGAUUUCUAAAACUGAGCUAUGCAACAAAUAGGGCCUAAUCCUGUUUCUGUUGACUUCAGUGGGCUUUGGAUCGGGCCAUAAAUGGAAAUUUUGCCAUAAAGAGCACUGGACCUUCAUUCAGGAUGCAGGCUGUCCUCAGAUUCACCUUUGCUUUUGAUAUCAUAUGAAGGCUUUAAAGAAAUCAUGAAGCUAUUUAUGAUUGUGCAAAGAAGCUGUUCAGAUGCGAACUGAAUUUAUAACCAACUGGUCUAUGAAAUAUUAAACAAACUAUUAUUGUUCCUUAACAUGCUGCCUAGAAUGAGUGCUUCAACCUGCAUGAUGUGUAGGGACCUUGUGGAAUGUAUUAGGUGCUGGUUAAUUGAGAGUAGAAAGAACUCACUAGAGUCAAAGAGCUGAAGAAAAAUAUGAAUGUUUAAUGCUAAAUAUCCAAAAGUGAUUUAAUACCACAGUUAAAUAGAUAAUUUAAAAUGUAAUAUUCCUAUAUCAA
Mauremys reevesii (Reeves's turtle) is the source of this 1851-nucleotide messenger RNA. It is a transcript of the gene TRMT9B, whose product is annotated as tRNA methyltransferase 9B (putative). Gene Ontology annotation, molecular function: tRNA binding; S-adenosylmethionine-dependent methyltransferase activity. The record is from RefSeq and is a predicted model, not a curated record. The transcript is spliced from 5 exons. Bases 67 to 1206 code for a protein of 379 amino acids. Gene Ontology annotation, biological process: tRNA wobble uridine modification. NCBI's taxonomy places the organism in Eukaryota, Metazoa, Chordata, Testudines, Geoemydidae. Gene Ontology annotation, cellular component: nucleus; cytoplasm.